This is a messenger RNA of Lathyrus sativus (Indian pea), 744 nucleotides long. The record is from the annotation of a GenBank genome assembly. NCBI's taxonomy places the organism in Eukaryota, Viridiplantae, Streptophyta, Magnoliopsida, Fabales, Fabaceae.
AUGGAUGCAAAAAUGAUUACACAUAACAUGAGCCUAACACCAUCUUUGGCUCAUUGGAACCUAAGACAUAAGCCAAAACAAACUUUUGUAGUUGGAGUUCUCGCACGUCCUACAGAAGAAACAUCAAGCAAAAGUCAUGUAUACAAAGAUAACUGGUUUGAUAAAUUAGCCAUAAACCAUUUAUCAAAAAGUGUUCAAGCAGCAACAGGAAUCAGUAAUGAUAAGACUGGUUUUGAUAGCCUUGUUGAAGCAGCUACCGUGGCUUCCAAGAAAUUCAGUCCUAUUCAACAGCAAGAAGUUGUUUUAGAUGCACUUGAUAGAGCCUUUCCAAAGCCAAUACUUUCAGUGAUUAGGAGAGUAAUGCCACCAUCAAAAUUAGCAAGGGAAUAUUUUGCCGUCUUCACCACUUUGUUUUUCUCUUGGUUACUCGGUCCCUCCGAGGUGAGAGAAUCAGAAUUCAAUGGAAGAAGAGAAAAAAACAUUGUCUACAUAAAAAAGUGCAGAUUUUUAGAAGAAACAAAUUGUGUUGGAAUGUGUACUAAUCUUUGCAAAAUGCCAUCUCAAGUGUUCAUAAAAGAUUCCUUUGGUAUGCCGGUCAACAUGGUCCCAAAUUUUGAUGAUAUGAGUUGCGAGAUGAUAUUUGGGCAGGAACCACCAUCAUCAACCGAUGAUCCGGCACUCAAGCAACCUUGCUAUAAACUAUGCAAGGCAAAGAAAAACCAUGAAACAAAUUGUGUCAGCUAA